Molecule: messenger RNA, 2114 nt
Organism: Drosophila gunungcola (fruit fly)
Lineage: Eukaryota; Metazoa; Arthropoda; Insecta; Diptera; Drosophilidae
Product: acyl-CoA Delta-9 desaturase
Exons: 5
Coding region: 265-1503 (412 amino acids)
Biological process (GO): unsaturated fatty acid biosynthetic process
Cellular component (GO): endoplasmic reticulum membrane
Molecular function (GO): iron ion binding; stearoyl-CoA 9-desaturase activity
Source: RefSeq, a predicted model, not a curated record
CCGAUCCCUCAUACGCCGUGCAUUCAUCGCGCCUCGUGGACGUGCCGUGUGUAGUGGCUGAAAAAAACCCCAACUCAGCGGAUAACCCAACUCAACUUAACUCAAUAUAACUUUAACGUAUAAACGAAUCCUUGUCAAGGGGAUUCGAAACGAACUCUUGUGCUAACAGUGAUCUAGUGUGUUGUGAACGAAACGAACUCAGCGGAUUUUGAGUGCUCUACGCGGACCUUCUUCUACACUUCAGCUGCAACGCAAUCCUUGAAGAUGUCGCCCAACAUAAUAGGCAGUACCUUUAUAUUGGCCGAAACGGCCAUUGCCGAUGGCAACAAUAACACCAAGAUGGCCGCCAAACCAUCCGCUUCUGCCGCCUCCGCCCCAGCCCCCGUGGCCACGCCCACCGCCACCGGCACCAACAAGGCCAGCCAGAAGGCGGAGAACAAGCCCUACGAAAUGGAGAUCGUGUGGCGCAACGUGGGCCUCUUCGUCGUCCUCCACUCGAUGGCCCUGUACGGCCUGUACCUCGUGUUCGCCGAGAGUGCCUACUGGGAGCUACUGCCAGUCUAUGCCACCAUGUUCCUGGGCGGACUGGGCAUCACCGCGGGAGUGCAUCGCCUGUGGUCGCACAAGGCCUACAAGGCCAAGCUGCCGCUGCGCAUCUUCCUCAUGCUGUGCCAGUCGCUGGCCUUCCAGAACAGCAUCUGGGAGUGGACCCGCGACCACCGCGUCCACCACAAGUUCACCGACACACACGCCGAUCCCCACAACUCGCGCCGCGGCUUCUUCUUCGCCCACAUGGGCUGGCUGAUGUGCAAGAAGCACCCCGAUGUGACCAGCAAGGGCAAGCAGAUCUCCAUGGAGGACAUUGAGCAGGAUCCCGUCGUCAUGUUCCAGAAGAAACUCUACUUCGUGGUCAUGCCCAUCUGCUGCUUCGCCCUGCCCAUGAUCUUCCCGUACUACGUGAUGGGCAGCUCGCUGCGCGUCUGCUUCUUCACCUGCUCCAUGCUGCGCUUCUGCCUGUCGCUGCACUUCACCUGGCUGGUGAACAGCGCCGCCCACUUCUACGGCAUGAAGCCCUACGACGUGAACGUGAGUGCGAUGAACAACAAGCUGGUGUCCACGCUGACCAUCGGCGAGGGCUGGCACAACUACCACCACGUCUUCCCCUGGGACUACAAGGCAGCCGAGCUGGGCGCCUACAGCUUCAACUGGACGACGGCCUUCAUCGAUGUGAUGGCCAAGAUCGGACAAGCCUACGACCUGAAGUUCGUGUCGCAGGAGAUGGUCUACAAGCGAGUGCUGCGCACUGGCGAUGGCUCCCACAUUGCCGCCCUGCUGGAUGCCAACAACAAUAGCGCCAUCCCGACCAGCGAGCUGGUGGCCCACCUGGACCACGAGAAGGAGGAGCACGCCAUCUGGGGCUGGGACGACAAGGACAUCAGCGAGGAGGACCGCAAGGGAGCCAACGUGGUGAACAAGGAGUCGUCCGAGUGCAAGCUGGACUAGAGGGGGUGCCAGUCAGCGGGGGUUCACACAGUUCACCCAAACGAACACACUUCUUGCUGCCACAUCGGGUCUGCAGUAUUUAAUUAUAUUAAUUGCCUGUUCUUCACACUUGUUAGAACACAAUCAGAAAGGACAUAUUCAAAGACAAGGGGGAUGCCGAUUGCGAGACCAGAGCUGGUGGCAGCAAGAACAUCUAAUAUAUCAAUGGCUUCAAUUCCAAAUACAACGAAACAACUGAAAACUAUUCGAGAUUAGUCAAAGCAACUCGUUCGCAGCAACCGCAACAGAGUGUUAAACAAAAAUCUGCACCUUAUUAACUAUCUACACAAUCCCUAUCUCGCACUUGUCGUUCGGGGAUAAUGAGCACAUCUGCCACCCUCUCCCUGUCCCUCUCCUACUUCCCCUCCCUAUCUCUAUCUCGAUCUAUAUUUUUAUAAAUAUUAAUAAAUGUAUAUUUACGCAAGAGGUUCUAGAAUUAAGCGUACCUGCUAAGAUCUAUUUUAAGCAUCGACUUUUAUGUGUGUGUACAUUGUGCUAGUUAUGUAGGUCUAAAAUUGUACAUUUCAAUCCAACUAUUGUUGAAAAUUAAAAAAAAAAUUAUAAAAAACUAA